GGCCCCCGUGAAGCCAUAUUAGGACGCCAUGCACUCGCGUCGAACCCUGCUAAAUAAUUCAGCAUAGUCCUGUGGAUCGAUAUCAAUAGCGGCUGGCGUACUCGCUGUGUGGCCUCAAUGCAUCGCGAUGGCAACCAGGCAAGACACCGUCUCUCGCUGCUAAUGCGAUCUUCAGCACGCCACGGUACGGUCGCCCUGUCUGGCUCGCUCGGCUUUCCAAUCCCGACGGCAAGACUGUCGGCUCUCAUCAGACGCCCAACAUUAAUUUGUACUGGGAAGAUAGUCCUAGUGACGUGCUUCGUGACCCUACUCUACCGUUGUCUCUCUGGUGGCUGUAAUUCUACUGAGACCACCCCAAACAACAGAUCUUCCGGACAACCUCCAAAAGAUUCUAAUUUGCAGAGCGAGAUGGCAUCCUCCGAGUAUGUAACACAGUCCAUGGCGGCUAAAGACCCCAAGCAUGAUCCGUACUUUGACCUGAUCAUGGACGACGACUUGGCCAAGAAUCAGUGGCCUAAGCAACUGACCAGUCACCAGGAGGACGGCAAGAAAGGUAAGGAUGUCUCCCUCAUGGGGCAAGUCAUGACACCAGAGCUCUUCAACAAGCUCAAGGACGUCAAGACCAAGACAGCGGGAUGGACCAUCGCUCGGGCUAUCAACACUGGUACUUGCUACCAAUCUUCCUUUGUGGGAUGCCAUGCUGGAGAUCCAGAGUCUUACGAAGUCUUCAAGGAGCUCUUCCAUCCCGUCAUCGAGAAGUACCACGUGGGAUACAAGCUGGACGGCUCCAUGAAGCACAUCACUGACAUGGAUCCGAAUAAGCUGACGGUAGCACUCAAGGAUGACGCUAAGGCCAAGGUCGUUUCCAGCCGAAUCCGCGUGGCCAGGAACCUCAACUUCUUCCCACUCAACCCUGGAGGCACGGUGGAGACUAGGCUUCAGAUUGCAGACCUCAUGUCUAAGGUCUUCGAUUCUUUCACCGAUGACCUGGCCGGUACUUUCCACCGUCACACCGAUAUGACACCAGAGGAGACCCAGGAACUUGUCGACGGUCACUUCCUCUUCCGUGGUAAAGAUAAGAUGCAAGCCGCGUCCGGCUACCACCGCUUCUGGCCAAAGGGUAGAGGCAUCUUCCUCAACAAAAGCAAGACCUUCAUCGUGUGGGUGAACGAAGGCGACCAUCUCCGCAUCAUCUCCAUGGAGCAAGGGGGUGAUAUCAAGAGUGUCUUCGCGCGUCUCUCGCGCGCCAUCAAUGCCAUCGAGGAAGGCCUGAAGAAGAUUACAGGCCGUAGCAGUGUCUUCGCUAGCGACCCGGCCCUUGGUGUCAUUACUUGCUGUCCGUCCAACCUGGGCACGGCCAUGCGUGGCAGCGUCCAUAUUCGCGUCCCUACCAUUGCUUCAGCUCUUGGUCUUGCAGAGAUCGACAAGAUCGCCCGCACCAUCAACUGCCAGGCCAGGGGCAGCAGCGGCGAGCAUUCUGCCAUUGUCGACAGAGUCGACAUCUCCAACUGGAGGCGUCUUGGGUUCACGGAGUACUCUCUGGUUCAAGAUCUUAUCAGAGGAGCCAACCUUCUGUCGGCUCUGGAGGAUAAGUUCGUUAGCAAGGAGGCAGAUGCCUCCAAAAUUGACCAGGUUCUUGCCCAACUUAUGUCUGACGUCACCAUCGCUGGUAAUUAGGUAGAGGAGGUUCCAUCCAAGUUCUUUUGCGAGAGAUGGUAGAAGAUAAAUGUAGUUCAGUGGGAAGGAUGCACCACAUUUUAAAGGGACAGUUUCAGGCAAUACCAGAGUUGAUGUGAAAGUUAUUGUUCUCUAAUCGUGUGUUUCCAUAAUCCUUCAUGUAUGCGUUACUUGCUUCUUUGCAAAUCUUCUCAGUAAAACUAACGUCAAUCAGACAUAAUUUUGUACAUGCACUAUUUUGCUGUGAGAUUUUCUAAUAGGUAUGGAAGAAGUUGACUGAAAAAAUUAGGGACCAGAUUUGGAUCUCAUCUGAUGCAAACCUCAUAACCGAAAUUCUCGUCAUGUUCCAACAUGCAGCUCCAUGCAAAUCCUCCUAAAAUGAUUGGAUCCACUGAAAUUUGAAGGAAUUAAUUAAACGACAAGCGAGUCUUCAAACAUUUCCAGUCUCAAGUAUUAUUGCAUAUUGUGUAUGUAUCAUAUCGCAUAUUAAGAAAACCUAAAACAAGCAGACAGGGCUAUUUCCUUUGGUUACCUUACAUACGAACUCCAAAUUAAUUUGAUGCAAUUGGCCUAGUUUUUCAGGCCUCAGAAAAAUCUGCAUUGGCCCAGAUUUUUUAUCUUUGAAAUGUAGUACGUCUGUAGCAAACUGGGUUUUCAACAACGCUGAUCUGUUAUGAUAACUUUGUUAAAGAAACUCGAGAGGUUUCAGUUAAUGUUUGCUGUGGAAAUUACAACCCUCUCCUUUGUGAAAAUACAAUGUAAACCUGUAGAACGAAAAAUCAAUCAAAAUAUUCAAAAAAUCAAUCAAAAUUAAUUGUCACGUGUAGUUAAAACUGCAGGUGCGUGUACGGCGCGGAGUUUACUAAGGUUUGAACUUUGAGAGAGGGGCUCGAGAGCAAGGUGAUUUGCUUCUUUUUUAUCAUUUUUCAACCAGAAAUGUUGUCAUAAAUCAAGCCUAAAACUGUUAAUUAAUAAUAAUAUAAAGGAUUGGGGUAGCACUGUAUGUCGGUUAUAGGCCAAAUUGUAUACACGUACUUGGGUUUUUUGCGGUGAACAUUGAAGUGUGAUUUCUUGUUAGUAUAAUCGAAAUAUUGAGGUAAAAAUGUAAUAGUCUCAUACAGAAAUUCGUAAUGGACCUUUACCUUUGACCUCUAUGAGUAAUAGAUAAUGGUAAGACUCACCUUUGACCUCCACGAUCAAUACACAUAGGUAGGCACACAUUAAAAUUUCGUCCAAAGGCACGUCUAAAAAUUAACAUACACGGGUUCCACGCCCCAAACUCCACUCUACAAAAAUAUGCGUAAGCUCCAUAUAUCCUACUACCAUACACAAACACUAUCAGAGGCACUGAAUUUAAUUCCAGGGAGACUGAAUCAGUAAGGCAAAUAAGAAUGAUUACUUUGGAAAAACAGCUAACAAUCUAGUCUUUCGAGGGAUUGUUACUAAUGUUACAGGUAUGUUGUACAAAUGUAAGAUGUUAGAAUUAUUCCAAGAAAGUAUUAAGAUCUGCCAUUCAGUGGAGACUUUCAAUAAAACUUUGUAUAAUCAUUAA
This is a messenger RNA of Acanthaster planci (crown-of-thorns starfish), 3229 nucleotides long. Its product is annotated as arginine kinase-like. Lineage: Eukaryota; Metazoa; Echinodermata; Asteroidea; Valvatida; Acanthasteridae. Gene Ontology annotation, molecular function: creatine kinase activity. Gene Ontology annotation, biological process: phosphocreatine biosynthetic process. The record is from RefSeq and is a predicted model, not a curated record.